Molecule: messenger RNA, 2121 nt
Organism: Rotaria sp. Silwood1
Lineage: Eukaryota; Metazoa; Rotifera; Eurotatoria; Philodinida; Philodinidae
Source: the annotation of a GenBank genome assembly
AUGGGUACACCACCUCUUCGCUUAUCAUCUGUUCCAUGGUCUUUAGGUUCAUUCCAUGUACCUCCUUCUCAUCGUGGACAAUUUCUGUCCUCAUAUCCAACUCCUCGGCCAUUACAACCAUUUGUUCUCACUCAACAACAAAAUCCAUAUGCAAGCAUGUUAUCUACACUCCCAUCAUAUUCUAAUAGACGUUAUCAAGAUUUAAAAAAAUCAACCAGUUAUCCUAAUCGACGCCCUUCAUAUCGAUCACUUGAUACUUCAAAAAGGUCUCAUCAUGAUUAUGGAUAUAAUGAAUCAAUUCAUUCUCAUCAAAGUCGACCAUCAAAAACAAAAUCUGUUUCUGAUUUUGGACAAAUGUCUCAAUUUACUUCUACUCAUUUACCUAAAGCUCAUUCAUGGCAUACAAUGAUGAACCAUCGUCAAUCAAACUUGAGUGUUGCUUAUGCAAAAGAAAUGAAUCUAACUCCAAAACGUCGUCGAAAACAUUCACCAAAAAAAUACAAAAAAAUACGUUCUCAAAGACGUUUAUCAUCGUCACCAAAACGAAAUCCAUCAUUUAUUAAACAUCGAAAACGACCCAUCCAAAUACCUGAAUAUGGUAUUGUUCGCAUAUCAACAUUAGAUGAGAUGCCAAUCAAUAAUAAUCAAACAAAUAAACGAAAUAAUAGUAUUAAUAAUGAUCGUUUAUCAACAAAAGGAAGUCUGUCCAAUUUAAGUAAACGUCGAAAAAUAUCAAAAGAAAAACCAAAAGAAAACAAUUCAAUAAAAAACCGAAAGAUCAAAAAAAAUGAAAAACCUCGUAUGAACCUUGAUACUGAGUCAUCAUCUUCAUCAUCGUCGUCAUCAUCAUUAUCUUCGUCCAGUAAUAGCUAUUCAUCAUUACAACAACGUUUAAAUGGUUCAUUACGUAAUGACCCAUUAAUUAUAGAUGCUAUGGAAGAUUUUCGACAACUUCGUCGAUUAUCAAGCCAAAAUACAUCAAUAAGUCCUCAUAAUCGAAGUUUAAGUCGUGAUAGCCUUUGCUCAGAUUCAACAUUGCAUUCAUCAACAAUAUCUCGUAGUCAUAGUCAAUCAAGUUUUACAUCUGUUGAACGUUUAGAAAUUCGUGAAUUAAUUAAAACAGUUAAAACUCAAGGUAAAACAUCAUUAAAUGCUUCUCAUGAAUCAAUAUCAAUUGCAGUAUGUGUAUCAUCAUCUGAACAAUCGAUAAUAACAGAUAUUCAGCAACCAUCAACACCAAAGAACAAACCAAAAAAGUCUUGUGUUACAGAAGAAUUAGAUCGUAAGUUUAGUAAAUUACGUUCACUUGAACCAGAUCAAGAAUUAACUUAUGUAACACCAUCAUCAAUAUGUAAACGAAAAAAAACGCUGGAAAAGCCUGCUGAAAAUAUUCCACCUGUACCAACAUUUGAUGAACUUUUACGUCAAGUUCAAUUACGUCCAGUUAAUAAAUUAAUAAAACCUAUAUCAACAUUGAAAGAAAAAUCAAUAAAUGAUAAUUAUGAAAAUCCAUUAACAUGUAUUCCUGUUCCACGAUGUAGUCCAAUACCUAUACCUGAGAUAAAAACUGAAGAAACUAAACAUGAUUAUGCAAUACCAAUAAAAAAAACUGAAGAAAAACCUCUAUCACAAUUAGAUUCUGCAGUAUCGAUAAAAGAAACUGAAGAAAAACCUCCAUCACAAUUGUGUCAUUUUCAACCAAUGCGUACCUUUACUUUAAAUAAAGCAAGAAUUAAUCGGGUCACUAAUAAACGAUCAAAAUUUAAUUGGUUUCAAUAUGGUCUAACAAAUCAAAUGCCAACAACUUUUCAACCAAAUUUUGUUAGUAAUAAUCAAAAUGAACAUGAAACAAGUGCUGUUCAAGAAAAUAUUUAUACAUCAGAUAUUGAUGCAUAUAUACCAUCGUCUAUAACAGAUAAAACUGAUAAAACUGAUGACAAUACUCUUCAAACUCAUCUUGAUAAUCAAACAAUUCUAACAGAUGAUUUUUAUUCUGAUUUUGGAACAAAACAAAUAACAGUUUCAUCAUCUUUAAUAGAUGAUUUUUCAAAUUUAUUCACACGUAAACAUAAACAUGAAAUUAAACUACAUAAAAAAAAUCAACGUUGUUCAAUUAUGUAG